CGGCAGCCUUUCCGCCUGGGUGGUGCAGUGGGGCCGCAGACGCGGGAAGGGACGCAGUGGGUGCCCUUAGGAAUUGCACGUACCGAUACAUCAGUGGACUGUCAAAUGCGCUGCAAAACAAACGUGGAAUACGUGCAAGGCAAGCGCAUGCUUGUACCCAUACACCAACCCACCGCCUGUGCCCCGCCAUGGAGCCCAAGGAACGGGAGGAGGGCCCAAAUUUUCUGCCAGCAAUUUUUUGGAAACCCCCACCAGUACUUCACGAUAGUACCGUACUUCCAUACUCCCAUAAUUUGUGUACUUCCCUCGCGAUCGAACUGCCCACACCGGCCGAGUUUGUCUUUCUCACGCCACGGCGCACCGAUACACGAUCAAUCUCAGUCAGCAACCAUGGGCGAUUCCGGGCCAAAAGCAGGCCUUGAGCCGAGCGAGCGCACGGCGAUCGGCAUCACGUUCGGCAACUCCAACAGCUCGAUCGCGCAUGUAGUGGACGACAAGGCCGAGGUCAUUGCGAACGAGGACGGCGACCGCCAGAUACCGACCAUCCUCUCGUACGUCGACGGCGACGAGUACUACGGCCAGCAGGCCAAGAACUUCCUCGUCAGGAACCCGACCAACACGGUCGCCUACUUCCGCGACUUCCUCGGGAAAGAGUUCAAGUCGAUCGACCCCACGCACAGCCACGCCUCGGCCCACCCGCAAGAAGCCGGCGAGACCGUCUCGUUCACGGUCAAGGACAAGGAGGGCGAGGAGGCGGCCCCGUCGACGCUGUCCGUCUCCGAGGUCACCACCCGCUACCUGCGCCGCCUGGUCAACUCGGCCUCCGAGUACCUCGGCAAGAAGGUCACGUCCGCCGUCAUCACCGUCCCCACCAAUUUCAACGACAAGCAAAAAGCCGCCCUGGUUGCCGCCGCAGCCGCCGCCGACCUCGAGGUGCUGCAGCUAAUUAGCGAGCCCGUCGCCGCCGUGCUCGCUUAUGAUGGGCGGCCCCAGGCCAAGAUCGAGGACAAGAUCAUCGUGGUGGCCGAGCUCGGCGGCACGCGGUCCGACGUGGCCGUCGUCGCCAGCCGCGGCGGCAUGUACACCAUCCUCGCGACGGUCCACGACUACGAGUAUGGCGGCGUGGCCCUGGACAAGGUGCUGAUGGACCACUUCGCCAAGGAGUUCAUGAAGAAGAACGCCGGCGCCGGCGACCCGCGCGAGAACGCCAGGAGCCUGGCCAAGCUGCGGCUCGAGGCCGAGUCGACCAAGAAGGCGCUGAGCCUGGGCACCAACGCGAGCUUCAGCGUCGAGAGCCUAAUCGGCGGCGUCGACUUCGCCAGCACCAUCAACCGGCUGCGGUACGAGACCAUCGCCCGCACUGUCUUCGAGGGCUUCAACCGGCUCGUCGAGUCGGCCGUCAAGAAGGCCGGCCUGGACGUGCUGGACGUCGACGAGGUGAUCCUGUCGGGCGGCACCGCCCACACGCCGCGCAUCGCCGCCAACUUCCGCUCCAUCUUCCCGCCGUCCACGAGGAUAUUGGCGCCCUCGACCUACGCGUCGGCCAUCAACCCGUCCGAGCUGCAGGCCCGCGGCGCCGCCCUGCAGGCCAGCCUGAUCCAGGAGUACGAGGCCGAGGACAUCGACCAGUCGACGCACGCCGCCGUCACGACGGUGCCGCACACCACCAACGCCAUCGGCGUCAUCGCGCUCGGCGGCGACACCGCCGCCGACGAGGUCUUCGUCCCCGUCGUGCCGCCCGAGACCGCCGUGCCCGCCCGCCGCACCGUGCACCUGUCGGCGCCCGGCGGCGGCGACGUGCUGGUUCGCGUCGUCGAGGGCAACACACACAUCAAGGUGACGAAGCCGGAGCCCAAGGCCAAGGAGAACGGCGACGCCAAGGCGGCCAAGGCGGAGGACGCCGACGAGGAGGACGACAGCGACUUCUCGGAGGACGAAGACGAGGAAGAAGAGGAGGAGGAGAAGCGGGAAAAGGUCUGGAAGAUCGGGGCGACGCUCGCCGAGGCCGGCCUCAAGGGCGUCAGCAAGGGCGCCAAGGUCGAGGUCUCCAUCACGGUGAACGCGGACCUCUCGGUCAUCGUGACGGCGCGGGAGGUCAGCGGCAAGGGCGGCGUGCGGGGGACACUGCCGAGUGCAUAGGAGGCACCUGCGGCU
Molecule: messenger RNA, 2154 nt
Organism: Thermothielavioides terrestris NRRL 8126
Lineage: Eukaryota; Fungi; Ascomycota; Sordariomycetes; Sordariales; Chaetomiaceae
Exons: 2
Coding region: 391-2139 (582 amino acids)
Biological process (GO): protein folding
Cellular component (GO): cytosol; nucleus
Molecular function (GO): ATP-dependent protein folding chaperone; ATP binding
Source: RefSeq, a predicted model, not a curated record